This is a messenger RNA of Dipodomys ordii (Ord's kangaroo rat), 1056 nucleotides long. RefSeq names its product calponin-2-like. Lineage: Eukaryota; Metazoa; Chordata; Mammalia; Rodentia; Heteromyidae. Gene Ontology annotation, biological process: actomyosin structure organization. The transcript has a single exon. Gene Ontology annotation, molecular function: actin binding. The record is from RefSeq and is a predicted model, not a curated record.
CACCUCCGUACCGCCGCGCGCCCUGGUCCUGUCCUGGUGCCCAUCCCCGCAGCACCGCACCACCAGCCAUGAGCUCCACGCAGUUCAACAAGGGGCCAUCGUAUGGACUCUAGGCCGAAGUCAAGAACCGGCUCCUGUCCAAAUAUGACCCCCAGAAGGAGGCUGAGCUCCGCAGCUGGAUCGAAGGGCUCACGGGCCUCUCCAUCGGCCCCGACUUCCAGAAGGGUCUGAAGGACGGGGUGAUCUUGUGUACACUCAUGAACAAGCUGCAGCCGGGCUCGGCCUCCAAGAUCAACCGCUCCAUGCAGAACUGGCACCAGCUAGAAAACCUCUCCAACUUCGUCAAGGCCAUGGUCAGCUACGGCAUGAACCCUGUGGACCUGUGUGAGGCUAACGACUUGUUGGAGAGUGGGAACAUGACACAGGUUCAGGUGUCGCUUCUCGCACUGGCAGGAAAGGCUAAGACAAAAGGGCUGCAGAGGGGCGUGGACAUCGGGGUCAAGUACUCGGAGAAGCAGCAGCGGAACUUCGAUGAUGCCACCAUGAAGGCUGGCCAGUGUGUCAUUGGGCUGCAGAUGGGCACCCACAAAUGUGCCAGCCAGUCUGGUAUGACAGCCUAUGGCACCAGGCGGCAUCUCUACGACCCCAAGAACCACAUCCUGCCCCCCAUGGACCACUCCACCAUCAGCCUUCAGAUGGGCACGAACAACUGUGCCAGUCAGGUGGGCAGGACGGCUCCGGGGACCCAGCGACACAUCUAUGAAAAGUGUGACAACUCCUCCAUGUCCCUGCAGAUGGGUUACACACAGGGUGCCAAUCAGAGUGGCCAGGUCAGAGUGGGCCGCCAGACAUAUGAUCCCAAGUAUUGCCCGCAAGGCUCCGCGGCAGAUGGCGCUCCACCUGGUGCCAAUGACUACCCCAGGGAGGCCUCAGAAUAUGCGCCCUACUACUAGGAGGAGGCCGGCUACUGAAGCACCCCAGAAUGCCAACUCCCCAUUGCAGUACCCUGUCUGGGGCUUGGGGUUUUUAUGGGCGUAGCUUUCCCUUUUCUCAUUC